This is a messenger RNA of Spinacia oleracea (spinach), 2860 nucleotides long. Its product is annotated as vacuolar-processing enzyme. The transcript is spliced from 9 exons. Gene Ontology annotation, molecular function: cysteine-type endopeptidase activity. Gene Ontology annotation, biological process: vacuolar protein processing. Lineage: Eukaryota; Viridiplantae; Streptophyta; Magnoliopsida; Caryophyllales; Amaranthaceae. Bases 1225 to 2709 code for a protein of 494 amino acids. The record is from RefSeq and is a predicted model, not a curated record.
AUUUCUGACAACCCCGUUACCUGAAUUUACGCGACCUGGUGACAACCCGAUUUGUCAUUGACCUAACUAAAUAAUAACUUAAAUCAAGUUAAUAUUUUUUUUUUAUAAUUACCUAAUCUAGAACAAGUGAAAAGCAUUAAACCAAAUUUAACCAAAUAAGUUAAUUAUAAGGUUAAAACUUUACUAGACCUGAUAGCUACCGUACUCGGUUUUAACCCGUGUCCGAUAGUAAACCCGACCUGAAUUUUAACCGACCCGGUAAUUAUCCGAUCCGAACUUGACCUGACUCGUUAAGACCCGAACCCGUAAUUUUACCCGACUAGAAAAAGACCCGACCCGAACCGAACCCGACUUAUACCGAAAGGGAAAAUUAACCCGACAUGACCCGACAAAUUUUCAACCUGACCGAACCCGACCUGAAACCGACCUGCACCCGGUGAUAAAAUGACCCGACACAACCCGGCCAGAUCAUGACCCGUGACCCGACAUGACCAGACCCGGACCCGACUCGAGUAACCGUUUUGACAGCUCUACUCUAUAGUCUAUACCAAGGUCCAUGGUCCAUCAGCCAAAGAGGUGAAAUGAACUUCUCAUAGUGACACUCCUUAACUUGUUAUGGAGGAAAAAGACCGCGUUAAUUUUGAAUAUGUUCUUUUAUUCUUAUGGAUCAAAUUAGACAAGACUAGACCAGCCAGAAAAAAUAAAAGAGGCUCGCAGGAAACAAUCAAAUCGGAUUAUACCACACUAAAUCAAACCAAAAAUUAGAUAAAUCAGAUCACACCAGACGAACAGGGAAAAAUGUCUUUUAUCACCGGAUUUUGACGACCCUAAUUAUGCUUUUAUUAUUAUGAGCAAUCAUAUGAUUGUUAAUUUAUUUAUUCUUAUGGAAAAAUCAUACUCUAUGAAUUGUUUUGUUAAGUUGUUUACUCUUCAUAUGGCCAAUCAGCAACAGUAGCGUAUCCGUUACAUAAAAAAUCUCUACAAAAUGAAAGUGGACCCACCAACCGCAAAGUCAUCCGAGCCGUCUAUUCCAUCAUCACCCACCCAAAUCAUCAUAACCAUCGCCCCUGAAUUUUCCACGUAAUACACCCUCCAACAAAUAUAUAUCCAUAGAAUAAACCCAACAACAAAAUCCAUAAAAAAAUCCCCACUCUCUCUCUAAAUUCUCUCUCCUCCCCUUUUUCCUUUUACUGUAUUUUUUUCCCACUUUUGUCACCGGAAAUAAUGAUCCGAUACAUCGCCGGCGUACCGUUAUUCCUACUGCUGCUUCUAAGUCCACUGGCCGAGUGCCGUCAGAUUACCGACGACUUCCUCCGAUUACCGUCUGAUCGUUCUUCAAUUCUUGAUCAUGCAUUUCCGCAUAUGAACGACGUUGAUGAUGAUCCUAUUGGAACUAGAUGGGCGGUUCUGAUUGCUGGGUCUAACGGGUACUGGAAUUACAGGCAUCAGGCUGAUGUUUGUCAUGCCUACCAAGUAUUAAAGAAAGGCGGUCUCAAGGAUGAAAAUAUAAUUGUUUUCAUGUAUGAUGACAUCGCUUAUCACGAGGAAAAUCCAAGACCUGGGAUCAUCAUCAAUAGCCCCCAUGGAAGUGAUGUCUACACCGGAGUCCCAAAGGAUUAUACUGGGGAACAUGUGACUGUCAACAACUUUUUUGCAGCUUUACUUGGUGACAAAGCAGCUAUUACUGGUGGCAGUGGAAAGGUAGUGGAUAGUGGCCCUAAUGAUCAUAUAUUUCUCUAUUACUCAGACCAUGGUGGUGCUGGUGUGCUCGGUAUGCCUACUGUUCCGUUCCUCUAUGCUGAUGGGCUGAUAAAUACUUUGAAAAAAAAGCAUGCUUCUGGAACCUAUAAGAGUAUGGUAAUAUAUGUUGAAGCCUGUGAGUCUGGCAGCAUUUUUGAGGGUCUUCUUCCUGAAGGGCUUAACAUAUAUGCUACCACCGCAUCCAAUGCUGUAGAGAGUAGUUGGGGGGCCUAUUGUCCUGGUGAUUAUCCUAGUCCUCCUCCAGAGUAUGAUACAUGCUUGGGUGAUCUGUAUAGUGCGGCUUGGAUGGAAGACAGUGAGAUUCACAACUUGCGGACGGAAACCUUGAAGCGUCAAUAUGAACUGGUUAAGAUGAGGACAGCCAAUGGAGGCUCUUAUUAUGGCUCUCAUGUCUUGCAGUUUGGUGAUAAAGAGCUUAGCAAAGAGAAACUCUACAUGUACAUGGGUACAAAUCCUGCUAAUGAUAAUUUUACAUUUGUGGAUGAUAACUCAUUGCGCCCGAUGUCCUCUAAAGCUGUCAACCAGCGGGAUGCUGAUCUUGUCCACUUUUGGGAAAAGUUUCGAAAGGCUCCUGAAGGCUCUCAAGAAAAGAUGGAAGCUCAGACAAGAUUUGUAGAGGCAAUGUCACACAGAGUUCACUUAGAUCACAGCAUUAAACUUGUUGGCAAGCUUUUGUUUGGAAUGGGAAAAGGUCCAGAGGUCCUUCAUACUGUCCGCCCUGCUGGGCAACCCCUAGUUGAUGACUGGAGUUGUCUUAGAACACUGGUUAAAACGUUUGAGAUGCACUGUGGAUCUCUAUCUCAGUACGGAAUGAAGCACAUGCGUUCCAUAGCAAAUAUUUGCAAUGCUGGAAUCAGAGCUGAUCAAAUGGCUGAAGCAUCAGCACAGGCUUGCCCUAGUGUUCCUUCUGGUCCUUGGAGUUCCCUGCACAGGGGAUUCAGCGCUUGAUGCUGCCUGCUUUAUUCCUCCAGAUCAUAGAAAAAUCAAUAGAAAAGAUGCAUUUGUAUCUCCAGUUACUGUAAUUAUUUCCCGUGUAAAUAAUACUUGUUCAAUGAAACUGUAAUGAAAUGCUUAUAUGUAAAAGCAGUGUUGUUUGUGA